Molecule: messenger RNA, 3015 nt
Organism: Ectocarpus sp. CCAP 1310/34
Lineage: Eukaryota; Phaeophyceae; Ectocarpales; Ectocarpaceae
Source: the annotation of a GenBank genome assembly
UGUCUGUUGUAGAGAGCCUGAGUUUCAACUUGUUCUCAACGCAUGCUGUUUCUCUGAAGCAACCAAUCCUCUACGACGAACGUGGUGCAACCCUACAAAAUGGGCUGCUCUUUGCUAGAGAGGAAAAACCGUCUGCAUCGUAUGCCAUGCGGUUGCCGUACGACCCAUCUGCGAUUAUUGUAGACCCUGCGGCUUUGCCCGUAUUCGUGACUGCCCCCGAUUCCGCCCCCGCCGUUGGCUCCGCGCGAUCCUGAGAUCACAACCGCUUCCACCGCUCCCUUGCCCACGCUUGCGAGCCUCUUUUGAGAGAAACUGCCCAGCAGAGAGGCAUCGUGCUCACCGGCAAGCUGGAACCGUGCACGGACUGCAUGAAGGCGAAGGGCAGGCGAGCGUCGGUGCCGCGGGGGCCGGGAGCGAGGGCGUCCAAGCCUCUCGGGCGUGUUCACCUGGACCUGUGUGGACCGCUGGUGCCUUCCCUGGGCGGCAACCUCUACCUGUUCGUCGCCGUGGACAGCGCCUCGCGGUGGAACAAAGUCUACGGCCUCCGGCGGAAGUCCGACGCGCUGGCGGCAACGAAAAGGCUGCUGGCGGACGUGGGGCGGUACGACAUCGGGCGCAUCGAGUGUUUCCGCGUCGACAACGGCACCGAGUGGACCCGCGGCGAUUUCCGGCGCUUCUGCGACGACAACGGCAUCGGCGUCGAGUUCACCCCGCCUGGCGUCCCGCAGUACAACGGCGUCGUCGAGAGCGCCAUCUGGCGCAUCAUGAAGGCCGGCAUGGCCGCCCGCCGCAGCGCUGGCCGUGUGUUCCACGUCGACUUCGCCUCCAUCCCCGGCCUCGACGAGCGUGGUGACCGUCUUUGGAUGGAAUCGGCGAAGUGGGCCGCCGACGCUCUCAACCAGUCGGCGACCAAGGCCAACCCCGGGCGGCGCUCGCCGCACGAGAUGUUCACCGGCGAGCAGGGGCCGUGCCGCGUGCUGCCGUUCUUCCAGCCCGGCUUCAUGCGCGAGGACCGCCGCACCAAGCUCGACGACCAGGCCACCCUCUGUUACUACCUGAACGGCGGCGACAACCACCCGAGCGGCACCGUCAAGGUCCUCAAGGCGUCCACCGGCCGCGUCGUCUACACCAACAACGUGUCGUGGGUGACGUCGGCGCCAGCCGGCGAGGGGGGUUCCGCUGGUAUCACCGCUGCGCCGACACCCCCCCCGUUCACGCCGCCGGUCGUCUCGAUCAACUUUGGCCCAGCACCGACGCCUUCGACCGCCACACCGCCACCGCCAGCGCCCACGCCGUCGCCCGCUCCCGCUCCUGCCUCGCCCCCUGCCGCAACGCCGCCGCCAGCGACCACGCCGCCGCCCGCUCCCACGACUUCACAGCCGCCCUCUGCCACUUCGCCGUCACCGUCGGCGACCCCCGCUCCUGGCAAUCCGUCCUCUGCCUCUCCGCCGUCACCGUCGGCGACCCCCGAUCCAUACCAGCCGCCGCCGCCGCCGGACCCCGCGAUGCCCCCGCUUACGGCUCACGCCAUGCGGCAGCUUCGCCCGGGUACAAAGGCCGAGGGUAUGACAGACCCGCGGCUGCCAAGCCGUACGAGAUCGGGCACGAGGCACAGCACAGGACUUGUCUCGAUGCUAGACAGGAACACUCUGGUGUCGAUGCUGGAGGCUCGGAGCGCGGUGGAUAAGGAGCGCAGGGAGCUGGGGGGGGCGGAGGCCGGAGAGCCGGGGGGAACGGGGGCCGGAGAGCAGGCGGGAGCACUCGCAGCAGUGGACCCGGGGGCUGCAGGAGCGGGCUUUCCACUCGCAUUUGCCACGCUCCUCGCCAACCGGGAAGACAUCGACGCCACGCUGCGAGACCAGCGCCCGCCGGAGCAACGCCCUGACCUUCCGCAUUGCCAGGCCAGCGACCUUCGUGUCCCCAAGAGCUACAAAGAGGCCAUGGCGUCGGAGCACCGGCACCUUUGGAGCGACUCUAUGCAAAGGGAGUUUUAUGGCUUGUUGGAAGCGGGGACUUUUACUCCGGCGAAGUAGCAACUAGUGGAGAACGCAAUUAACGCUAAGUGGGUAUUCGAUUGGAAGGCAGAUGAGUUUGGAUGGCCCACUAAGGUUAAGUCGAGACUUGUAGCGAGAGGUGAUAUGCAGAGAGAGUGCAUCGACUUUGGAGAGUUGUACGCGCCUACCCUUUCUGUUUCGUGUGUUAGGAUGUUGGCUGCUUUGGCGUGCGAGUUGAACUUUCGAUAUCGAGCAAGCUUUUGUGCGUUCGGAGUUGGGGGAAGACGUAUACAUGCGUUUGCCGCAGGGAUGUGGAGCUCUAUCUGGAAUGAUUGUAAAACUAGGCAAGAGUCUGUAUGGCUUGAGACAGGCAACUAGGCAGUGGCAUGCAAUGCUGAGGUGUUUGGUGGCGUUAGGUUUUGAACAGUGCAUGGCCGAUGCUUGUGUGUUUCGUUUGAUUGAGGAUGAAUGUGUUGUUUUCAUUUUGGUUAGUACAUGUAGAUGACAUUUUUGCUGUGGCAGAGAGGGAGAGAUGUGACAAAUUUGGCGCCAAGCUUAACAAGUCCGUGCAAGUGAAGAACCUGGGAGAGUUGAGAUGGUAUUCUGGGUGCUUUUACGAGAGGAACAAGGAGACCGGUAGAUUGACGAUUUCUCAGCAGACUUUCACGGGUGAGCUAGCAGCAGAAUUUGGAGUAGUGGGAGGGGUACGCUGAUGCGGACUUUGCAAGCAAGGCAGCAGGCCGUAGGUCGGUAUCAGGGGGGAUCGUGACGUGUUGAGGAGGCGCCGUGUCUUGGUUUUCCAGAACGCAGAAAAGUGUGUCACGCUUUCGACCACCGAAGCAGAGUACGUCGCGUGAAGGAGUGAAGGAGGUUUUGUUUUUAAGGCAGACUUGGCGUUUCAUGUUGCCGCAGGUCGGCAUGCCGUGCAUCCCCAUCUUCGAGGACAACCAGGGUGCGAUUCAACUAGCGCAGAACCCCAUCUCAAACUCGAACUCGAAGCACAUAGAUGUAAGGCACCAUU